This is a messenger RNA of Schistocerca piceifrons (Central American locust), 939 nucleotides long. RefSeq names its product piggyBac transposable element-derived protein 4-like. Bases 1 to 939 code for a protein of 312 amino acids. NCBI's taxonomy places the organism in Eukaryota, Metazoa, Arthropoda, Insecta, Orthoptera, Acrididae. The transcript is spliced from 3 exons. The record is from RefSeq and is a predicted model, not a curated record.
AUGCCUAAAAGGGGACAGGCCAAUUUUGACAAGCUUUUUAAAAUAAGGCCUCUUGUUGAAAUGUUGAAUAAAAGGUUUGCACAAUGCUAUCAGCCUCAUCAAAAAGAAGCAAUUGAUGAGUCAAUGGUGAAAUUUAAAGGCAGAAGCUCAAUGAAGCAAUACAUGAGGGAUGAGCCUGUGAAAAGAGGCUGUAAAAUGUGGAUGCUGUGUGAUGAAUCUGCAUAUAAUUUGAAGUUCCAAAUUUAUACUGGAAGAUUAGCUACAGAGAUGUCUGAACUGGGACUGGGUGCACGAGUAAAAACAUUUGCGGUUGGAACUGUGAACCCUACACGUAAAUUCCUCCCAAAACUGAAGGAAGAUAAAAAGAUGAAACGAGAGGACUUUGACAGCAAAGUCAGCAAUCAUGAUGUAGCAUUUUACAAGUGGAUGGAAAAACGAGCUGUGAAUUUGAUCUCUACUAUGCAUGAUCCUAGUGACACCACAAGUGUAAAUAGGAAGGAAAAAGAUGGAUCAACUACUGUAGUGGCAUGUCCCCGUGAAUUGAGUGACUAUAACAUGAGCAUGAAUUUUGUUGACAAUUUUGAUUGUCUAAAAGGAGACUAUGGUUGUGAUCGCAAAAAAACUGAAAUGGAACAGUUCACGAAUAAAGAUUUCCGAAGGAAAGUGUACGAAGGACUGCUUGCCAAGGCAAUUGUCCAUUGCAGUGGCCUAAGUCAAAAAGGGAAGAGCGUAACUCUCAGUAAACAUAAACCACACGUGGACAAACAAAUCAGAUUGGAAGGUAGAGCACAUCAGCCAAAACAGGCCACCUCAAGAAGAUGUGCAGUAUGCAGCACACGUGCUGUUCCUGUUAGAACAGUGUGGAUGUGUUCUUCAUGUAAUGUACCUCUUUGUCUACGAAAAGGGGAAACUUGCUUUCAAACAUUUCAUUCUCAAUAA